Messenger RNA from Oryza sativa Japonica Group (Japanese rice), 1273 nucleotides. Its product is annotated as syntaxin-111-like. The record is from RefSeq and is a predicted model, not a curated record. Gene Ontology annotation, cellular component: plasma membrane; SNARE complex; endomembrane system. Lineage: Eukaryota; Viridiplantae; Streptophyta; Magnoliopsida; Poales; Poaceae. Gene Ontology annotation, biological process: vesicle fusion; intracellular protein transport; exocytosis. Gene Ontology annotation, molecular function: SNARE binding; SNAP receptor activity.
CCUCUCCUCUCCCCAAAGCCAAUCUCUCCUCACAGAUCACCAGAUCCCCUUCGCCUUCGCCUUCGCCUCACCACCAAACCCUAGAGAAGCGAGAGAGAGGGAGAGAUCUCCACGAGAUUCGCCGCCAUGAACGACCUCAUGACCAAGUCGUUCAUGAGCUACGUCGACCUGAAGAAGGCGGCGAUGAAGGACCUGGAGGCGGGCGGGGAUGGCGUGGAGCUCCCCGAGGUGGGCGUCACCGACGAGCGCCUCAAGGGGUUCUUCCAGGAGACGGAGGCGGUGGAGGAGGAGAUGGCCGCCAUCCGCGACGCGCUGGCGAGGCUCAACGCCGCCAACGAGGAGGGCAAGUCGCUGCACCAGCCCGACGCCCUCCGCGCGCUCCGCGGCCGCGUCAACGCCGACAUCAUCGCCGUGCUCCGCCGCGCGCGCGACAUCCGCGCCAGGCUCGAGGCCAUGGACCGCGCCAACGCGGCGCAGCGCAGGCUCUCCGCGGGCUGCCGCGAGGGCACCCCGCUCGACCGCACCCGCACCGCGCUCACCGCCGCGCUCCGGAAGAAGCUCAAGGACCUCAUGCUCGACUUCCAGGCCCUGCGGCAGCGGAUCAUGUCCGAGUACAAGGACACCGUCGAGCGCCGCUACUACACCCUCACCGGCGAGGUCCCCGAGGAGGAGGUGAUCGAGCGCAUCAUCUCCGAGGGACGCAGCGAGGAGCUCCUGUGCGCCGCCGUGGCGGAGCACGGCAAGGGCGCGGUGCUGGCCACGGUGCACGAGAUCCAGGACCGCCACGACGCCGCCCGCGAGGUGGAGCGCAGCCUCCUGGAGCUCCACCAGGUGUUCCUCGACAUGGCCGUGGUGGUGGAGUCCCAGGGGGAGCAGCUCGACGACAUCGAGCGCCACGUCAACAGCGCCACCACCUACGUCCAGGGCGGCAACAAGGAGCUACGCAAGGCCCGCGAGCACCAGCGCAGCAGCCGCAAGUGGCUCUGCAUCGGCAUCAUCAUCCUGCUGCUCCUCGUCCUCCUCGUCAUCGUGCCCAUCGCCACCAGCUUCAAGAGAUCGUGAGCGCGCGGCCGAGGAGAAGCAGCUCAUGUUGUUCAGAAAGGGUUCGAUCAAUUGAUCCAGACACUAUGCAGUUGUGUCUCAAUUCCGGUUUUUUUUUCGCUUUCGUGUUCUCGAUUCGUUCGUUAAUUUCUGGCCGAAUGUUUCUGUAUCAAUCAGGAUUUAGCUGAUGAUCAUAUAAAAUACUCUACACCCGUAUAUUUGUUCCGUCAAA